AUGGAGGAAUACACCAAUAAUAAUCACGUGAGGGAAAACACAAGUCCAAGUUCAAGUCCAAGGGAAAAUCUGUUGUACUUCUUGGCUGGUGGUUCAAGGGUAGGAAACCGCCACCACCAGCUUCCAUUGAGCACUUUUCAUCUUCAAUCUGUUGGAUCUGAUCAGUGUUUUCAGCCUGAUCAAGUACCACACUCUACUGUGAAAAUCGAGUCCAACAACUCUCCUAUCUUCCAGUACCCUCUAAUGAGACCAAAUCUUCACCACACAACGCAUCCUCAGCAAGGGGGAAGCCAGAGUUCUAACCAACUUGAAGACAUAAAAGCCAAAAUCAUUGCUCAUCCUCACUACUCCAAUCUUUUACAAGUUUACAUGGACUGCCAAAAGGUAGGAGCUCCGCCAGAAGUGGUGGCGCGUUUGGCUGCGGUUAAACAGGAUUUUGAGGCACGGCAGCGAUCUUUGGGUAGGUCCAGGGGAACCUGCAAGGACCCAGAACUUGAUCAGUUCAUGGAAGCUUACUAUGACAUGCUUGUGAAGUAUCGAGAGGAGUUAACCAGGCCCAUACAAGAAGCUAUGGAUUUCAUGCGGAGGGUAGAAACUCAGCUCAACACUCUUUGCAAUGGAACCGUGCGGAUUUUCUCUGAAGCUCGAUUCGACGAAUCUACAGGUAGUAUGAAUGGUGGUACCCCGUUAUUGGCAUACUGCCUCACAAAACCAGGAAAAGAUGAUAAUUGUGAAAACAUAGGUUCAUUAGAAGAGGAUGAAGACAACAACAGUGGUGGAGAAGCAGAACUGAACGAAAUUGAUCCCGGAGCAGAAGAGCGUGAACUGAAAAGCCACUUGCUGAGAAAAUACAGUGGUUACUUAAGUAGCCUUAAGAAAGAGCUUUCAAAGACAAAGAAAAACGGAAAACUGCCUAAAGAUGCUAGGCAAAAGCUUCUUAGCUGGUGGGAAUUACAUUACAAAUGGCCAUAUCCUUCGGAAUCAGAGAAGGUGGCACUGGCUGAAGCAACCUGUUUGGAUCAGAAGCAAAUAAAUAAUUGGUUCAUAAACCAAAGGAAGCGGCACUGGAAACCAUCUGAAGACAUGCAGUAUAUGGUUAAGGAUGGCCUGCAUACGCAGAAUGCAACUCUCUAUAUGGAUGGCCUCUACUUCGCUAAUGGCCAAUACCGUUUAGGGCCAUAA
Sphenostylis stenocarpa is the source of this 1182-nucleotide messenger RNA. The record is from the annotation of a GenBank genome assembly. NCBI's taxonomy places the organism in Eukaryota, Viridiplantae, Streptophyta, Magnoliopsida, Fabales, Fabaceae.